AUGGCGACGAACCUAAAGGGUACCAUUAUCGUGACCGGCGCAAAUGGCCACCUCGGUAGCUCCAUUGUUCGGCACAUCAUCUCGUCACCCGAGCUCCAAGCCUACCAUUCAAUCUUCGUAGUCCGAGACAGAUCCGCAUCGAACAGUAAACUCACGUCCGCAUUGAAGGGAGCGGGAGAGAAGGUCUCCUACGAGGUCGUUUCAAUGAACCUGGCGAGCCUUGCAAAUGUCCGCCAAGUAGCCACGAAUAUCAACGGGCGCAUUUCUGCUGGAAGUAUCCCCCAGAUCCGUGCGCUAGUCCUCAACGCUGCAUUCGUCGAGUUCGAGACUCAGACAUGGGCCGAAGAGAAUGGUUUUGACAUGGCAUUUGUGGCAAGCUAUCUGGGCCACUGGCUGUUGACAGUGAUGUUGCUGCAGAGUAUGGACCUUGCAAGUGGACGGAUAACAAUUGUCGGGAGUGAUUCGCACAACCCGGAUGACUGGCUGACUGGUGCCAUUGGAACGUACAAACACCCGGACGACAAAUGGAGACCGUUCAUCACCGGCGAGAAUAUUGACCAGAUCGCCUUUGGGACUUGGAGUACUAAGGCGGACGAUCCCAGCACACGCAAUGGCCUGCGUCGCUAUGGGGCAGCCAAAUUUUGCCUGGUUACGAUGAUAAGUGAGCUGCAACGACGUCUAGAUUUGGAUCCCCUACUUCAUCGAAUUACCACGGUCGGAGUUGACCCCGGCUCAAUGGCCAGUCCUGCGGGUGUUGCCCGCCGCACCGACUGGUUCGCGCGCAACAUUGUGCACGGCAUUCUCAUGCCUAUGAUGGGGUAUAUCCUGAUGUGGCUGUAUCCUGAGUCCAACGGGAAGAUGCGCACCACCUCCCGGUCCGCUCGUGACGUCAUGCGCGGUGCAAUGGACGUUUCGGUGGCUAAGGGGGCGUACUUUGAUGGCACAGCGCUGGCAGAAACGGCCGAGGAGGCCAAGGAUGUAAGGAAAAGAGAGAUGAUCUGGCGCGAUAGUGUGCGCUAUACACAGCUAAAAGAGGGUGAGACAAUGCUUCAGCAUUGGAAAUAA
Neoarthrinium moseri is the source of this 1065-nucleotide messenger RNA. RefSeq lists its product as uncharacterized. The record is from RefSeq and is a predicted model, not a curated record. Gene Ontology annotation, molecular function: 3-beta-hydroxysteroid 3-dehydrogenase (NADP+) activity. Lineage: Eukaryota; Fungi; Ascomycota; Sordariomycetes; Amphisphaeriales; Apiosporaceae. Bases 1 to 1065 code for a protein of 354 amino acids. The transcript has 2 exons. Gene Ontology annotation, cellular component: mitochondrial outer membrane; lipid droplet; endoplasmic reticulum membrane.